AUGUUUCCUGCCGCCCCGCAGGUGAAGCGGGCGAAGCGGUUCCUGGACAUCCUGUUCGACAACACCCCCGAGCAGGUGGUUGUGAUCAUCACGCACAGCGGCUUUGCGCGCUCGCUGCUGCUCGCCGUCCAGAGGGAGCCCUACCGCCCCAACAACGCCGAGCUGGUGCCCGUCAUCGUAGACAAGGUUGGGCGCCGCGGUGACGCGCUGGGUGACACCCUCGAUGCCGACAGCGACGAGUGGGACGGUGACGGGGCAGAGGUGGUGGCGGCCCACGCGGCGGGUGCGGGCGCAAACGGAGUUGACAGGUACCAAGUUUGCCUGUUUUGCUACCAGCGGAUCAACAAUGAGUACACAGCCUGCUGCCCUGGCUGCCGGCAGCCGUACGGGGCUGACAGCGACGCUGUCAAGGCGCAUGUGAAAAAGCGUCAGGAGCAGGAGCUGCGUGAGCAGCAGUCAGCAGCAGCAGCGGCCGCGGCUGCUGCGCAACGGCAAGCACAGCAGCAACAGCAGCAGCAGCAGCAGCAGCAGCAACCCGCCACCCGUGCAGCCGCGCAGGCCGUUGCGGAGCACAGGGCGCACGCGCAUGGGCAUCACGCGCACGGGCACCAUGCGCACGGGCAGCACCACGCGCAUGCGGCCCGCGGCGCACCCGGCACGGGCUUGACACGGCUCCAGGCACAGCAUGCUCCAGUGGCAGUGCCCGUGCGCCGGGCUGCAGACGGCACGAUUACGACCUUGGCCAGCAGCCUGGCCCGGCCGGGGGAACCCCCUGCUGGAAGCUGGGGCACACCUGGCACGGCGUCACGGCAGCAGUCAGUCAGCCCCCUGCAGCAGCAGCCUCCUGCCGCGCCCCCUCCCAGCGAGGUGGCCUGGCCCUCACUGGCUGCCACUUUCAGCGGCGGUGCCGCCCGCGCCCCACAGCCCCGGCAGGCGGCGUCCGCUGCCAAGCAACCGCAGGUGGUGGCGCCGCCCGCAGCCGGCAGCGAGGCCGGUCCGUCAAGCUCGCAGCAGCAGCGGGGGUGGUCAGUGGCGAGCACCUCGCAGUCGCAGGACGAGCAGGAGUGGCCGUCCCUGGGCUAUGAGGAGGAGCAGCAGCAGCUUCAGGCGCAGCGUGAGCAGGAGCAGCGGGAGCGAGAGCAGCAGCAGCGGGAGCAGCGGGAGCAGCGGGAGCAGCGGGAGCAGCGGGAGCAGCGGGAGCAGCGGGAGCAGCGGGAGCGGGACCAGGAGCAGGAGCUGGAGCGGUUGCAGGAGCGCGAGCAGGAGCGGCGGGAGCAGCAGGAGCGGGACCAGCAGCAGGAGCGCGAGCGGGAACGCGAGCGGCGCGACCGCGAGGCUGCAGAGGCGAAGGUUGCCGCGGGGUCCCACCCCUCGUUCAGCAGCGUCGAGGUGACAACCGUUGUCGCCGGCGCCCGCAAGACGGUGCGCGUGCCCGUCUCCGCGCCGCGCCCGGUGCUGCCCAACCCGGACGCGGUGGUGUUGCUGGACAUCAUGCGGCACGCGGUGCAGACGGGCAGCAUCACGCCGGCCGACGCAGCGCUUCAGCUCGUGACAGCCCUGCGCAGGCUGGACGCGCCGGACGAGCCGCCUCAUAGCGCUCAGGGCAACGGGCUGCCGCCUGGCGCGUCCACGUCGCAGCACAAUCAGCAGCAGCAGCUGCCAGCACGCCAAGCGCAGCAGCACCCAGCCAGCCGCCCGUCCACCUCAGGGGGGGCGGGGAGCCGGCCAGCGACAGCGGGCAGCGGGACCGCCGCAGGUUCGGGGCGGCCGCCGCCUCCUGGCUUUGGCGGCCCCAUGCUCAAGCCGCUCAUCGCGCUGGGCGGGGUUGCCGGCAGCAGCGGCGCGCUGCAGCCGCUGGUCACUCUGGCACGCGGCAGCGGCGGGGGCGCGUCUGGUGCCGGCAGCUCUGCUGCGACGCCCCAGCACCCGGCGGCGGGAAGCAUGCGCAGCGUGGACAGCAGCGGCAGCCUGAUGAGCCAGGGGUCGUCGAUGCAGCAGCCGGUUUGGACUGACAGCGGCCUGCCCGGUCUAGAUUUCGGCGCUGGCAGCGGCCGUGCAUCUCCGGCGCUGGGUGCAGGCGGCGGGCUGCAGGCAACGGUGCCGCCGAGCCUGCAGCUGCUUUGGGGCGGCGGCAGCCUGCCGACCGGGGCGGCGGCAAAGCCACCGCCACCUGGAUUUGGCGGUACAUCAGUUGGCAGCGGUCUGGCUCCGCGGUUGCCCCCUGGCUUUGGGGGGCCUGCGACCGCGGCCGGCACGAGCGAUCAGCAGUCGCGCCUGCAUGGAAGGCAGUGGUGA
Monoraphidium neglectum is the source of this 2295-nucleotide messenger RNA. RefSeq lists its product as hypothetical. The record is from RefSeq and is a predicted model, not a curated record. Lineage: Eukaryota; Viridiplantae; Chlorophyta; Chlorophyceae; Sphaeropleales; Selenastraceae. Bases 1 to 2295 code for a protein of 764 amino acids. The transcript has 3 exons.